GAAAGCAACUGAGAGCUGCACCAGUCCAUCAGACUCAUCGACCGCAGUACAGCAUAACGACGUUGGACGCGUUUCGAACGAGUGAUAAUGUCCGCCCCGUGUAUGUGCUCGCACAAUUUCAUCCCUUGAGACGACCCCGCUUCUUCUCGGCCUUUUUCUUCGUCUUCAUUAGAUCUGGUGAUAAUGACGAACUAAACUAAGCUUCUUUAAGCGCCUUUCCUGAAAUCGAGACGGACUCAAACAAACUGAAAAGUUGAAGGCGGGACAAUUGAGCUACCGUAACCUAACGACACUAAGCACGUGGCAGCCCUCGCCCUCGUUUGCAUUAUCAAAUGCCCAAAAACAGCAAAGCCGUCAAGAGAGAGCUUGACGACGAUGUCACAGAGUCGGCCCGGGACCUGCUUUCCAACGAGGACCCCUGCGACGAUUCCUUCAAGAAGAGCUCGUUGAUCAUUGGCGGCCAUGACGCCGACGGCAAGGAGCGCGACGUGGAGGAAGGUGGCUCCGAUGGCGAGGAGGAGGAGGAGGAGCGGCCGGCCUGGAACAGCAAAUUGCAGUACAUCCUGGCCCAGGUGGGCUUCUCCGUAGGCCUCGGCAACGUCUGGAGGUUCCCCUACUUGUGCCAGAAAAAUGGCGGAGGAGCGUACCUGGUGCCCUACUUCAUCCUGCUCGUGUUGAUUGGCAUCCCGCUUUUCUUCCUGGAGCUGGCAGUGGGUCAGCGCAUCCGUCGGGGCAGUAUCGGCGUGUGGAACUACAUCAGCCCUCGACUGGGGGGUAUCGGCUUCGCUAGCUGCGUGGUGUGUUUCUUCGUGGCUCUCUACUACAAUGUCAUCAUCAGCUGGAGCCUCUUCUACUUCUCACAGUCCUUCCAGCAACCGCUGCCGUGGCACCAGUGUCCUCUGGCCAAGAACAGGAACAGCACAUUGGUGCCCGAGUGUGAGAAGAGUUCGGCCACCACCUACUACUGGUACCGCGAGGCCCUGGACAUCUCCGACAAUAUUUCAGAGAGCGGAGGACUUAACUGGAAGAUGACGCUGUGCCUGCUGGCCGCCUGGUCUAUGGUCUGCCUGGCCAUGAUUAAGGGCAUCCAGUCUUCCGGGAAGGUGAUGUACUUCAGUUCGCUGUUCCCUUACGUGGUGCUGAUCUGCUUCCUAGUACGCUCGCUACUGCUGGAAGGCUCCAUGGACGGGAUUCGACAUAUGUUCACGCCCAAGCUGGAGAUCAUGCUGGAAGCCAAGGUGUGGCGCGAGGCGGCCACGCAGGUGUUCUUCGCGCUGGGUUUGGGCUUCGGCGGUGUCAUCGCCUUCUCCAGCUAUAACAAGCGCGACAACAACUGCCACUUUGACGCCGUGCUGGUGUCCUUCAUCAACUUCUUCACGUCGGUGCUGGCCACCCUGGUGGUGUUCGCCGUCCUCGGCUUCAAGGCCAACAUCAUGAACGGCCAAUGUGUGGCUGACAACGGCAGAAAGAUUGCGGCUCUGCUGGGCAACGGUAUCGAGGCCAACCUGAUCCCCAACCACAUCAACCUCAGUCACAAAGUGAGCGUGGAUGACUACCAUCAGAUGAUCGAUAUCAUCAGAGGCGUCAAGGAGGGCAACUUUGACAAACUGGGACUGGACUCCUGCCACAUCGAGGACGAGCUCAACAAGGCGGUGCAGGGCACAGGCCUGGCAUUCAUUGCCUUCACCGAGGCCAUGACGCAUUUCCCGGCCUCUCCAUUCUGGUCCGUCAUGUUCUUCCUCAUGCUGAUCAACUUGGGCCUGGGCAGCAUGUUCGGCACCAUCGAGGGCAUCCUCACGCCGCUCAUCGACACCUUUAAAGUGCGCAAGGAGCUCCUGACCGUGGGCUGCUGCGUGCUGGCCUUCUCCCUCGGCCUGGUGUUCGUGCAGCGUUCGGGCAACUACUUUGUGACCAUGUUCGAUGACUACUCGGCCACGCUGCCGCUGCUCAUCGUGGUCAUCCUGGAGAACUUGGCCAUUGCCUGGUUCUAUGGCAUCGACAAGUUUUUUGCGGACCUGGAAGACAUGCUGGGCUUCAAGCCGUACCGCUUCUACUACUACAUGUGGAAAUUCAUAACGCCCACGCUGCUGCUGGUGCUGCUUGGCUCCAGCUUCGUCCAGCUCAUCAUGACGCCGCCCAGUUACAGUGCCUGGAACCAAGAGCAGGCUCGGGAGAAGCUGGUGGGCUUCCCUCCGUGGGGUGUGGCUUUGUGCAUCUCCCUUGUGGUGGUGGCGGUCUUGCCCGUGCCGGUGGUCUUUAUGCUGCGCUACUUCAACGUGAUCGACGACGGCGCCGGCGGCAUCUCUGCCGUGUCCUACAAGAAGGCCCACAUCAUCAAGGAGAGCGCUGGCGCAGCCGGCGACGACGCCAGCCUCCUUCACGCCAAGACCACACCGAGCGAGGCGCCCUCGCCCAUGCCCGCCAACGGCAUCUACCGCAAGCAGAGCGGCGGCGGGGGUCCCGAGUCAGACGCCACCCCCAAUGGUCGCUACGGCAUCGGCUACCUGAUGGCCGACGUGCCGGACAUGCCCGAGUCAGACUUGUAGAGUGGCCCCCUUCUUCCCGUCUAGUCAUCCGUGCGUGUGUGUACUGCAUACUCCAUGUUCAACAGCCUAGCUGCUUUAUUUCUUAUCAUUUCUUCGUCGUCUCUGAACCUGAACAUGUUCAAACAACAAACCAAGGGGCGGGAAUGUACACUCACCCAUCACAGGUCACUUCAUUAGGUACACCAUAGCCGUGCCAGGAAUAGCAGAAAACUCCUCAAGUUAACUGACGCCACUCCCCCUCCCAAAAAGAGUUAUAAUUGCCUUUAAAUGCUACAAGGUGGCUCCAAAUGGUCAACUUUUCUAUUAGACGGGGCUUUGCCUGCCUGUUCGAUGCUAUACAUUGACGCCAAAGCACAAUUUGUCCAUUGGACAGGGCUUUGUAAUCUCACAAUAGCACUCACUUGAACAUAGCUUUUUGACACUAAGAUGACACCAAUGCACUCCUUUUCUAUUACUUUUCUAAUAGAAUGUCUUCCCCUUACUUCAACAUAGUUCCAUGGAGCCAAGAUGCCAAUGAGAUGUCACUAAAGUUCUACUUUGCCUCAAGAUGCCCUAAGUCGGCACAGAGGCACUAUUUUUCUAUUGGACAGGGUUGACAGGUCGAAUGGAAAAGCACCUCAAUCAUUCUACAUUCGUUCCUUAGCUCUAAAACGCCAAAAGGUGGCGACAAAAUGCAAUUUCUUAUUGGACAGGGAUUUCGCGUUUCAGAAAAUGCACAGCCAUGAAUGAAGGAUAGCUGCCUCCCCCACCCCCCGCAAAAAAAGUCGACAAAAAGGUGAAUUUGCUAAAGUAGAAUUUGCAAGGAAUUUGUGCAAAUCAGACUCAGCGAACUAAUAGACUGAUCUUAGUUUGCCCAUGUAGCCGUUGACCAAAUGCAAGACUUAAAUGCAGUAUGGGCAGCAUCCUCGAGUGUAAUGUUUUUCCAACAAUUUUUCUCGGAUUUUAGAUUUGCAUCAAAUGCUUCACGGCCAUGUGAUGGCCUUUGGACCGUAAGUUACCAAUCAAACGAAUGAAAUUGCGACAAUCACCGUCAUAUUGACGGCUUUGAUGAGCGUUUUUCAGAUGUUAUUUAAUCGAUACAAAUUUACAAAAAAACAUGAUUUUGAUUGAAAACGUUGAAAAUUUGGAUGAGUUUCCCAACUUUUCUCGUUCAAAUUGUCAUCCUGACGAACCGCGCUUCAUAUUAAAUUCAUAUUCCAUUAUUUUUCACCAUUUUGAUCAAAUGAAAAGAUAUAAUAUUGCUUCAAAAAUUUUAAUAUUCACCAUAUAAUAUCGGUGAGACGGGGUGAAUUUAAUGCUCUCGCAGGCCGAAUACAGCCCACGGGACAAGAGUCGCCAAGCCCAAAUCUUGAUUAAAA
This is a messenger RNA of Hippocampus zosterae (dwarf seahorse), 3904 nucleotides long. RefSeq names its product solute carrier family 6 member 15 (gene slc6a15). Gene Ontology annotation, molecular function: proline:sodium symporter activity. NCBI's taxonomy places the organism in Eukaryota, Metazoa, Chordata, Actinopteri, Syngnathiformes, Syngnathidae. The transcript has 12 exons. Bases 333 to 2546 code for a protein of 737 amino acids. Gene Ontology annotation, cellular component: plasma membrane. The record is from RefSeq and is a predicted model, not a curated record. Gene Ontology annotation, biological process: L-leucine transport; sodium ion transmembrane transport.